Molecule: messenger RNA, 1473 nt
Organism: Vicia faba (fava bean)
Lineage: Eukaryota; Viridiplantae; Streptophyta; Magnoliopsida; Fabales; Fabaceae
Source: the annotation of a GenBank genome assembly
AUGGUUAAUGUUCCACACUUUGUUUUAUUUCCUUUCGUAGCACAAGGACACAUUAUCCCAAUGAUAGACAUAGCUAAACUCUUAGCACAACAUGGUGUCAUUGUUACCAUUUUCACCACUCCCAAAAAUGCUUCACGUUUUUCUUCUGUUCUUUCUCGUGCUCUUUCCUCUGGCCUUCAACUCAAUCUUCUAACACUCAAUUUGCCUACUAAACAAGCUGGAUUACCAGACGGAUGCGAGAAUUUGGACAUGGUUGAUAUUUCAAAUGAUGUGUGGAAUAAUUUUUUCUACGCAGUUUCGUUGCUCCAAAAACCGGCACAGGAACUGUUUGAUAAAUUGUCACCAAGACCAAGUUGUAUUAUCUCUGAUUUUUGUAUACCUUGGACUUCUCAAAUAGCUGAAAAACAUCAAAUUCCAAGAAUUUCAUUCCAUGGUUAUUCUUGUUUCUGUCUCCAGGUUUUGUUCAAGGUGAGUUCUUCAAAGAUUCUGGAAAGCAUCAAUUCAGAAACAGAGUAUUUCUCUAUUCCAGGCAUACCGGACCAAAUUCAAGUCACCAAAGGGAAAAUACCAGUAGCAUUAUUAGAGAAACUACCGAAGGAGUUUGUUGAGAAAUUCCAAGAAGCUGAAAUGAAAUCAUAUGGUGAAAUCAUAAACACUUUUGAAGAAUUAGAGAAAGAAUACGUGAAUGAUUACAAAAAGGAAAGAAAUGAUAAGGUUUGGUGUGUUGGUCCUGUUUCACUUUGCAACAAAGAUGGUAUAGAUAAGGCUGAAAGAGGUAACAUAACUUCAAUAAGUGAAUAUAACUGUCUAAAGUUUCUAGAUUUGCAUAAACCAAAAUCUGUUGUUUAUGUAUGCCUUGGAAGUUUAUGUAACUUAGUUUCUUCACAACUUAUUCAAUUGGCUUUGGGAUUAGAAGCAACAAAAAUGCCAUUUAUUUGGGUUAUUAGGGAUGGAGUUAAUAAAACUCAAGAGUUGGAAAAGUGGAUAAGUGAUGAAAAGUUUGAGGAAAGAAACCAAGGGAGAUGCCUCUUAAUAAGAGGGUGGGCCCCACAGAUGGUGAUAUUAUCACACUCCUCUAUUGGUGGAUUCUUAACACAUUGUGGUUGGAAUUCAACACUUGAAGGGAUAAGUUUUGGUGUGCCAAUGGUAACUUGGCCAUUAUUUGCUGACCAGUUUUUGAAUGAGAAGCUUGUUACUCAAGUUUUGAAGAUUGGAGUGAGUCUUGGUGUUAACGUUGUAAUGCAGUUUGGUGAAGAGGAGAAGUUAGGUGUGAUUGUGAAGAAGGAAGGUAUUAAGGAAGCAAUAUGUAGGGUGAUGGAUGAGGGAGAUCAAGAAAGUAAAGAGAGAAGAGAAAGGGCUAGUGAAUUAAGUGAGAUUGCUAAGAAAGCUGUUGAAAAAGGUGGAUCUUCUUAUCUUAAUAUGACUUUGCUUAUUCAAGAUAUCAUAGAGCUACAAUCAAAACACCAAAGUUGA